Messenger RNA from Odontomachus brunneus, 3493 nucleotides. RefSeq names its product reversion-inducing cysteine-rich protein with Kazal motifs (gene Reck). Lineage: Eukaryota; Metazoa; Arthropoda; Insecta; Hymenoptera; Formicidae. Gene Ontology annotation, biological process: extracellular matrix organization. The transcript has 7 exons. Gene Ontology annotation, molecular function: protein binding; metalloendopeptidase inhibitor activity. The record is from RefSeq and is a predicted model, not a curated record. Bases 46 to 2829 code for a protein of 927 amino acids. Gene Ontology annotation, cellular component: plasma membrane.
AUAAUAUCCACGCAUGUGCUUUCUCCAUGCACAUGUAUAUAUAUAAUGACGAAGCUGAUAUCCGCUUUUUUUCUCUCUGUUGCAGAGAUGUCCUGCUGCUCGCAGGCCGCCGGAUCCUGUCGGAACGUGUGCUCCAAGAUAUCCUUGGUAGUGCUGGGUGCGCAGAUUGAAGCACGGGAGAACGCCACCCAACGUCUGCUGGAGUUCUGCUCGAUGGAACUGGUGGACUUCUGGAGCUGCGUGAAUUCGACGUUGAAUGAUCUGAAGAGACACGAGAAUUGGUUGGGUCGUGGAUGUUGCCAUCUCGCGCAGAAUCCCACGUGUCGCACGACCUGUGCCCUGUCGGGCUCCAAAAAUGAUUUGGAAGAGUACUGUCGGCCGAGCGAUGAACCCGAGUUCUUCUUCUGCUUGGAGAGACGCGAGGAGGCCGAGCGAUGUUGCAGCAAUGUCUCAAACACCUGCAGGCCCAUUUGCAAGGAUCUAUUUUACAAGAGCGGCAAGCAAUCCAGUUUGAAGUUGUACAGCAGCAUGGGUUGCUUCCAUCAGGUUCCCAAGUGCCUGAAGAGCGUGGCUGAGGUGAAGCACGCCGAGGAUCCCAAGCAACAUCUGCACUGUUGCGACGAGGCGACUACACCAGCGUGCCUGGACACGUGUCGCAAAAUCCUGCACACCGCGACCACCACCCAGGAGAUCAUGGAUGCGCUGACGGAAAACUGCAGUCCUGUAUUUCCGCAGUUGCCCCUGUGGAGCUGCCUAAUGAAGUCCGACUCAUCGAAGCCCGUGCGUUUACCGUUAGACGCCGGCAAACUGGCGUGCUGUACGAACGCGGUGAGUCCCACUUGCCAGAAUUUAUGUUGGCGAGCCUUCCAAGCCGACUGGGAGUCCGCCUGGCCACAGUUGGACGCUGCAUGCCUCUCAUCCAGCUUGGAAGGCGAACUCAGGAGGUGUCUUGAGGACGCGGAUGAUCCUUGUGAGAUGGACUGUUCCGGCCUGUCGUAUUGCGCGCGGUUCAACAACAGACCCACUACACUCUUCAGAACAUGCACGGCUGCAGCAGACGAGGCCGCUAAGUGGGAGGCUGACCAUUGGUCUCGAGGUAGCAUCAUUCGCGGAUUGGGUGUGCCUGUGCGCGCCGCCGCUUCUUGUCCAGCGGAGACUCUCCGCGCCGCCGCUUGUCUUCUGCAGCUACGACCUUGCGAAAGCAGGGUUCACGAGACGCGACUUUGUCGUGAAGACUGCCUGGAGUUGAUGGCCAGCUGCGUGGACUGGAGCGCGAUCGAUGGACCCCACACCGCGGCUACUCUGUGCGCUAAAUUGUCGCCAGCUAGACCAGAUGCACCAUGCGUUUCAUUGGGACCAUUCCUGAAGGAUCCGCAGGACAUCGAUGGCGGUGAUAACGGCAACGACGACGAAUCCGUUAUUCUUCCCGAGGAGGAUAUCACGACACCUUGCAAGCCAAAUCCGUGCCCACAAGGGCAGCUCUGCGUGCUCCAGCCGAACGGCGUUAAGGUCUACCGCUGUCUGCCGGCUUGCUCGCUGGGAGAGAUGUCGAAGCAGCUAGUGCCGGUUGGCUCUUGGAUUCAAAUCCCACGAAUCGAUCAGCACGGCUGCCUGAAUAUCUGCCAAUGUACGACACAUGGUUUGGACAAGUGUCGUGUCCUCAACUGCUUCAUCUUCAAGUCCUGCUGGGUACACGACCGGUUCGUCGCUCACAAGGCCAACUUUUACCUUGAAUGCAACCCUUGCCACUGCUUCGAAGGCGAGUUCACGUGCUCCAAGAAGAGCUGCGGCGAGCCGCGUGCGCCGUCUCUACCCUGCGACUGUUCGGCUCACUAUGUUCCCGUCUGCAGCAGACUAGGUUUGACCUUUGCGUCCGCUUGUUUAGCGAAGUGUGCCGAAGUGUCGACAACGGAGAUAGAGUUUGGCAGCUGUUCCAGCAGAGAUCCCUGCGCUUCCAAUCCCUGUGGCAGUGCGGAAAAGUGCGUCCGCAGACCUCGAGUCUGUUUGUCGCGUCUGCACAAACCCUGCCGGCAGUACGAGUGCGUGCCGAUGGAUUGUAAUCCGCGGGACGAGUCCAGUGGGCCCGUCUGUGAUCGGGAGAAUCGCCAGUAUCCUUCCGUCUGCGCGAUGAUCCGAGCUGGAGCGAGUCUGAGCUACAGAGGACCCUGCUUGAGAGGCUGCAGUCUUCGGGGUCCGGUGUGCGGCAUUAACGGCGAAAUUUACGCCAACGAGUGCGCCGCAUGGGCCGAUAGAAUCGUCGUGGAUUAUCAAGGUCCCUGCGUCGCCGUCGGCCUCAUCGGAGACGCGGUGAAGCCUCGUUGCGGCGACGCUGUUCAGUGUCCCCCGUUGGCGGAUCCGUACUGCAUCGGAGUCACUCCUCCUGGUGCUUGUUGUCCCGUUUGCGGAGGUGCCGCCAAAUUAUUUUACUCCAAAAAGCAGUUGGAGCGAAUCUACUAUUUGAUGGACGAAGAAGCUGAUAAAUAUUCCGUCACGUUGGAAGUUCUUCUGGCCGCUCUGGGUCGUCAGCUGCACGUGGCGCAGUGCGCUGUUCGCGGCAUGCUGACACCCGAUCUUGACGUCUUCAUCAUCGUGCAGCCGGUCAUGAAGAAACCGUCGGCGUUGCAGCUGCGAGCCUGUGUGACGGAAACGGAAAAGCUGGUCACUAGGAUCUCGGAAAGGAGUUCCAGGAUAGUGGCAGAGAUCUCACUGGGCUCGCUGACCCGCGCCGAAGUAGCUCACAGUUACGUUUCAAGUGCCAUGACAAUUCGAGUUUGGCUCGCGACUGUCGUCGUUACGAGCGUUAUCGUCGUGUUGAACAUUUUGUCGUAAGCGUAAUUACGUCGACAAGAGAAUGAGAUAUGUCGCUUAUAUCGUACCGUACCAAUGCUGUCUCGAGGUUAGAGUAUGCGCGUUUUUUUUUCUUAAUUGGUCGCAUAAAGCACAUACGUGCGCAUUUAUCAUCAUAGUAUAUCUCGGUUCGAGUCAAGAAUCCGCAGUCGUAAGUGACGUAUCUUACUUUCUCUCGUUCUUCCUCGACGUUAACAGCGUCUCUACCUAAUCGCGAUGCCAUUCGUGACGGCGAAUGGUCUACAGCGUGUCUCGUGUCUGUGAUUCUUCUAGUGCCUCCGUAAUAUAUAGCAGUAUGAUAUAUAUUUUUAAUUGUCGAUUAAUAUUGCCAAAGAGAGAAGAGUAUAUAACAUGACAGGUGUACAAAGAUGUAGGAUUUACCGCGAGUGCAUAUCGUCCGUCGCAAAUAUGUCGAGAACACAUGCUCAUUGUAAGUUGUAAAUAAACAAGACAUCGUAAACUUAAGUUACCAGUUCGCAGAUAUCGUGACAUAUUAUCGUAUGUCGCAGAUAUGACUUUUACACAGAGCGCAUCCUUCAGAGAAACCGAAAAUGAAGUAUUUUAAAUUUUCUAAGAGUUUGGCUGUUAAUUUUAGCUAUACGACAGUAGAAAUCAAUACAGAAUUCUAUUAAAAAAAAAAAAAAAA